AUGUUAUUUAAGUUACUCUUUUUCGCUGGCGUUGUGGCGGCCAAAGUUCAAUUUAUGGGGAUGAAUAUUGCUGGCUUUGAAUUUGGUUGUGAGAUAGAUGGAACAUGCCCGACAGGUUCUGCAAUUCCUCCUCUCUCGGAUGGACCCGGCCAAAUGCAGCAUUUUGUCAAGGAUGAUCAAAUGAAUAUUUUCAGAUUGCCUGUCUCAUGGCAAUUUCUCUUGAACAACAAACUUGGUGGUACACUUGACAGUUCAAAUAUGGGAAAGUACGAUAAACUCAUGCAAGCUUGUCUUGCAACGGGAGCAUACUGCGCGAUUGAUCUACACAAUUUCGCAAGGUGGAAUGGGAAAAUUAUUGGCCAAGAUGGAGGCCCAACGAAUGAUCAAUUUGCUGAUAUAUGGAAGCAAUUAGCCAUAAAAUACAAGGCUAAUGAGAAGGUCAUCUUCGGACUCAUGAACGAACCUCAUGACGUUGAUAUUAUCGCAUGGGCCACCUCAUGUCAAGCAGCCGUUACAGCGAUUAGAAAUGUUGGAGCAACAUCGCAGAUGAUUCUUCUGCCAGGCAAUGAUUUCACAAGUGCUGGAAAGUUCGUUGCCAACGGAAGUGGGGCAGCUUUGCUCGUCGUCAAGAAUCCCGAUGGAACGACAAACGGCCUCAUCUUUGACAUCCAUAAAUACUUGGAUGUUGAUAAUUCGGGAAACCAUGUCGAGUGUACGACUGACAACACUGAAGCAUUUGCAAGUGUGGCACAAUUCUUGAGAGAAAAUGGGAGAAAAGGUCUUGUUAGUGAGACAGGCGCUGGGAGCACGGCUUCGUGCUUCACUGCAUUCUGUGCACAGAACAGCUUUAUCAACCAAAAUUCUGAUGUAUAUCUCGGCAUCAUCGCGUGGGCUGCAGGUAGCUUUUCUACGUCCUACACCCUCAGCUUAACACCAACAAAGCAAAACGGAAAAUUCGUGGACAAUAAGUUGGCGUCGCAAUGUGUAGUUUCCGUCUGGCUAAACGCCCCCACUGCCGUCGUCACCUCUGCGGUCGUUUCCCCCACUUCGUCAAGAGCAGGGCCAUCGACCAGUGCCAGUGCCCUCGAAUCCGCAACAGUGAUCCAGCCUUCUGGUUCCGUUACAUCUUCAAAGUCAGUGGCUGCUGGCACAUCAACUACAGUGGCUCUGAUGCAGACGACUGCUGCUAUUGUUCAAACCACUAACAUUCCUGGACCGGCAUCAGCUUCGCCAACAUUUGCAGUGGUUACUACCGGCCUUGUAACUGCAUCCAGGAACACCUCGGGAAAUGCAGCAGGAACAGGAGAUUCAACUUCGUCGGGGGCUGUGGCGACUCCAACAUUCCAGAUAUCUGGAGCAACCGUUACUAGUCAUCUGCGUAAUAGCUUUGGGAUUGGACUCUGCGGUUUCUUUGUUUUGAUAUUGAUUUAA
This is a messenger RNA of Glarea lozoyensis ATCC 20868, 1431 nucleotides long. Its product is annotated as (Trans)glycosidase. Gene Ontology annotation, molecular function: hydrolase activity, hydrolyzing O-glycosyl compounds. Gene Ontology annotation, biological process: glucan catabolic process. The transcript has 5 exons. The record is from RefSeq and is a predicted model, not a curated record. The coding region runs from base 1 to 1431 and encodes 476 amino acids. NCBI's taxonomy places the organism in Eukaryota, Fungi, Ascomycota, Leotiomycetes, Helotiales, Helotiaceae.